Xyrichtys novacula (pearly razorfish) is the source of this 3231-nucleotide messenger RNA. Lineage: Eukaryota; Metazoa; Chordata; Actinopteri; Labriformes; Labridae. The record is from the annotation of a GenBank genome assembly.
AUGACGGACAGCCCAUCAUGGAUCAGUCAGAGGAGGAGGAGACGGGCAGCAGCAGCUCAGAGUCUGGGUAAAACCGUUGAUCAGAACAGCCGCUCGGUCUCCAGUCCUGAAGUGGUCACCAUGAUGACUCGAUGUUCAGAGACGAUCAGGUGGGACUCGAGUCCUCCUCAGACGGUCACAGAGUUGGACUCGUGUUUGUUAACUCACCGGAUCUUUCUGCGAAGGUCAUGAACUCAGAAAGUCGUGAACUCUGUCGUGUGUCUUCAUCCUCGCCGUUAGUGUCACUUUGAAAACAUGUUUUCUCAGCUGUUUGUACAAAAUAAAUCUUGUAUUUCAUCGACGUUGAGCGUUUUCUGUCAAGGUUACCUUUAUGACGUCAUCAUGUUAUCAAUCCACUUUAUUGAUUUAUAAUCAAUGCUGUUUAAACGUUUGCUCUUUGAAAAAGGAAAACUUCCACCACUUCUCCCAAAAUAAUCGUCUUUUGACCUGCAGUGUGAGCGCCUGACACACACGACCCUCAUAGCACCAUCUAGUGUCCAAAGUGAGGAACAUAAUAAUAGUUAUUAUUGUUAUUAUUAUUAUUAUUAUUAUUAUUAUUAUUAUUGUCAUCUAGAUUUUAAAGAGUAUAUAUUUUUGCUCGGGUUUGAUGAAAUAAAUAAAUGUGUGGACUGUUUUCUGUCCUGGUUUGACUGUUUUCUGUCCUGGUCUCUGUUUCACACUCCAGUCCAGCUCUCGGCGGUAUUGCACCAUAAGGUGAUUUACCGACCGCCAUUAAACACCACAGAAGAAGAAAGACGUCCUAUCAGCAAACGUGUGCGGGUGAGUUAGUGUGACAGAAAAGGCCGCAGCCUUCCUCUCUCUCCUGUCCUCACUCACGUCCUCCGUGGACUCUUGAGUCCGGUAACAUGUCCGGGUUUCAGGAUGUCAACAUUUUAUCCAGACCUUGGCUCUUCGCGGUCUGCAGGGACCUGACAGGACGACCCAGGUCCGAGGAAGAGGAGGAGGAGGAAGAGGAGGAGGAGGAGGAGCUGCUCCGACAAAGAAAACAGCUGAGCAGGAGAACAACAACAACAACAACAACAGCUGUUAGCAGGCUGACCACAGCAGGUCGGUUUUCUGACUGUUUGUUUUAAAACUUGUUGUCUGUUGAUGUUUCAGAGCUGAACGUCCUUCCGCCGACUGUUAGCCUCUGUUAGCAUCAGUUAGCCUCUGUUAGCCUCAGUUAGCCUCAGUUAGCUAACAGCUUCACUGACCUCCAUGUGUGGAAGAAGAACUCUAAUAUUUAUAAAGUCUCUGUUCUUAGAGAGGGUCAUGGUCUUCAGACGGACCCUGGAUCUCUAUCUUCACCUGUUUCUGAAGACACCCCCCCCCCCCCAGUGUUCUAGGAGCCUCCUUCACUGCUGCCAUAGAAAGUCGUGUUUCUGUUGAUUUAACCACAAAUUUAACUCGUCUCUGUCUGGAGGUGUCGCUGAAUCCUCAGGUGUCAUUUGGUCGAUAAGAAGUUAAAGUGGAGGAUGUCGGUGGAGAGUUCUCUUCAGUUUAACUUCAUGAUGCUCACUGUCCCAUGUUUGGUUUCUAUAGAAACUCACAGCUUCCUGUCACGUGUUUUUCUGUAUUAUAGUCUUUCCUGCAGAUGUCCACCAGCUUUCCUGGGUUAAAGAAGAGCCUCCUGAGGACUGGAGCCCCAGCCUGGACCAGGGGGACACUGCGCCCCCACACAUAAACAUGGAAGAGGAGGACGAAAACUGGAGCGGUCAGGAGGGAGAGCAGCUUCAAGGACUCAGGGAGGCUGGUACCACCAAGCUCCCAUUCAAUGUGGUCAUCGUAAAGAGUGAAGAUGAGGAGGUACCUCCGCCCACCUCACCACUUUAUCAAGGACCAACUGAUCAUAUGGAAAGCGGCGCCGAAGAAGCGGACUGUGAAGGUUCAGAACCGGCCGUGAAUCCUGACACAGAGAGCGAUUUACAGCCAGAGAUUGAGGUGAGAAUUGAAGAGUCUUCUGAGCCUGAGACUGAUGACAGUGACGAGUGGAGGGAGGGCAGGGCGGAGCAGUCGGGAUCAAACGGAGUGGAAAAUAAUAAAGAUUGGACAGGAAUGACUGAGGAGCGGGAUCACAGCUGCCCGCAGUGUGGGAAAGCAUUCAAACAGAAGUAUCGCUUGACCAGACACAUGAUAAUUCACAGGGAGGAGAAACCCUUCAUCUGCCCCAACUGUGGUAAAACCUUUAAAAAGAAAGGAAACCUGGACCAGCACAUGAUAACCCACUCUGGAGAGAAACCCUUUACCUGCUCUGAGUGUGGGAAUAGAUUUAGCAGUAAUGGUCAUCUGACCAGACACAUGAUCAUUCAUACCAGAGACACGCCGUACAGCUGCUCUGAGUGUGGGAAAAGUUUCAAGUACAAAGACUGUAUGACCAGACAUAUGAUCAUUCACGAAGUAGAGAAACCGUUCAGCUGCUCUGAGUGCGGGAAACGGUUUAAUCACAAACAAGGUGUAACCAGACACAUGAUGAGUCACACGGGAGAGAAAGCUUUAAACUGCCCUGAAUGUGGGAAACAGUUCAAUCAGAAGUCCAGUCUGACCCGACACAUGAGAAUUCACACCGGAGAGAAACCCUUCAGCUGCCCCAAGUGUGGCAAAAGAUUUGGCAGAAAGUUCUGCCUGACGACUCACAUGGCGCUGCAUGAAGAAGAGAAACCCUUCGGCUGCUCCGAAUGUGGUGAAAGAUUCAACCACAAGUCUGGUCUGACCGCUCACAUGGAACAUCACGGAGGAGAGAAACUCUUCAGCUGCUCUAAGUGUGGAAAAAGAUUUAACUUUGAACAGAAUCUCUACAAACACAUGUUAGUUCACAGCAGAGUGAAACUCUUCAGCUGCUCCGACUGCGGUAAAAGUUUCAAGCAGAGGUUUUACCUGCGACUUCACAUGGCCAAACACUGUGGGGACAAAUCUUUCAGCUGCAGCCUUUGUGGACAAACGUUCCCUCGGCGAGCUCAGCUCAAAAGUCACAAAUGUGUUUGUGGUCGGACUUCAGGGACGCAUCAAACUGAGGAGAAAAGAGAGGCUGAAACAAAGAGUGAAGAAGGAGACCGGACAAGACCUGAACUAGACGGGAACGUGGAUCCACAGAGUUCAGAAAUGGAGAUCAAGACAGAACUCUCUUCUGGACCUGAGACUGAAGACAGUGAUGGUGGUUUGAAGGGUGUGGACAAACAUGAGUGUCGGCUGUAA